Messenger RNA from Corylus avellana, 507 nucleotides. NCBI's taxonomy places the organism in Eukaryota, Viridiplantae, Streptophyta, Magnoliopsida, Fagales, Betulaceae. The record is from RefSeq and is a predicted model, not a curated record.
AUGGCUAAGAGACCAUUUGUGGAGUUCCUUCUGCAGCUUAUCAACUUCAUUUUCUCCCUCUGUGGCCUAGGUGUACUGUUUUAUGGGCUAUUUUGUUUGAUCAAGUGGAAACAGCAGGCUUCAGUGCAAUCUGAUCAUCAUGAUACUGACGAAGCAGAGCACCCAAUCGACGAUUGCUCGAUAUUGAUCCAUCGCCAGUGUUGUCUGAUAGGCUUCCUACAGCUUGAAUUAGCAGUUGCAGCUUUCAUGAUCAUUGAUCACAGCUGGAACAAGGUUGUGCCUGCAGAUAGAAGUGGCAACUUUUACUCGGUCUACUACUUUUUGAACAAGAACUGGACAAUCAUGAGAUGGAUUGCUCUUGCGGUUCUUAUCUUACAGGUUAUUGCUCUACUACUAGCUUUGUAUUUACGGUACGUGUUCAGCCGAGCCAAACAUGUGAGCAGCGACGAUGAGAGUGUUGACUAUCCUCGAAAAUUACAAGCAUUUGUUGGGAGGAAGAGUAAGUAA